UGUCUGACGGUUAGGUUGAGACAAAGUGAAAAAAUUCAAAUUUCCAAGGCUAUGAUUGGUGGAUGUGUCUUUAACAACCUGACCAAUGAAAUAGGUUUCCUUUGUUGUUUGCUCGAAAACACCCAAUCAGAGAAAGCUAAUCCAGCCCUCUAUAAUUAGCAUGAGCUUUCAAUAAAUACCCAGUACAAGCUUCCAAUCCUUCAUUGUGUUGUUCACUAUUACGAGCUAACAUGCCUGAUCCAGCGAAGACUGCGCCCAAGAAGGGCUCAAAGAAGGCCGUCACCAAGACCGCCGGCAAAGGAGGAAAGAAGCGCAAGAGGUCCAGGAAGGAGAGCUAUGCUAUCUACGUCUACAAAGUGCUGAAGCAGGUUCAUCCUGAUACUGGUAUUUCUUCUAAGGCGAUGGGAAUCAUGAAUUCUUUCGUCAACGACAUCUUCGAGCGCAUCGCCGGUGAAGCUUCUCGUCUUGCUCACUACAACAAGCGCUCCACCAUCACAUCCAGAGAGAUCCAGACCGCCGUGCGUCUGCUGCUGCCCGGUGAGCUGGCCAAACACGCCGUGUCUGAGGGCACAAAGGCCGUGACGAAGUACACCAGCUCCAAGUAAAAAAAAGAAAUCAUCUGACUUAACCCCAAAGGCUCUUUUAAGGGCCACCCAUGUUUUCGGUUAAAGAGUUUUCCUGCUUUUUUUUCUGUUAUUAUACAAAAUUGAUAUUAGAUGGUGGGACAGUCUUACAGAUCUGAAAUCAGGAUGGUGUUUUUGUGGGUGGUUUAAGUAGCAGGCUAUGGAUGAAUUUGACUGCAUUUUUGUAAUUCUGAGAUUACAACUCACAAUUCUAUUAAGGAAAAACUACUUGUUCUCUCUUUUCUUCUCAGCUGAGUUUAUAUCCCACACUUCUAGCUUUUUUUUCCCUCAGAAUUAACAAACUCAGUAUUUUCGAGUUAUAAAGUCUGAGUUACGAGAUAUAAACUUAAGACAGAAAAAAAGCCAGAACUGUGAGAUUAAAUAAAUGUGACGUAAAAUGUUAAUAGUAAUUGGUUUAACCUUCUGGUUGUGUUUGGAUUCCUGUCACACUUGUGGUGUUCCCUGUCAAAAAUAAGUGGACUCCAAACAACUGCUUAUAAAAUAUUAUCACCAAAUAUUGGAUUCAUUCUUUUUGUCAACUUGUUUUCUUUCAUUUAGGACUGGUUUUGUGUUUCUAUUUGCGUCUGAUUAAUCGUAGGCCUCAUUUAUCUGAGAGUAGAAAUCUUGUCUGGAGUCCGGUCAUUUUUGACCGGGAACACAAGUGUAACUUUGUGUAAUUUUGUACGGUUUUGCCUACUUUCAGAUAAAUGAGACCUACGAUU
This is a messenger RNA of Labeo rohita (rohu), 1345 nucleotides long. Its product is annotated as histone H2B-like. Gene Ontology annotation, cellular component: nucleosome. The transcript has a single exon. Gene Ontology annotation, molecular function: DNA binding; protein heterodimerization activity; structural constituent of chromatin. The record is from RefSeq and is a predicted model, not a curated record. Bases 231 to 605 code for a protein of 124 amino acids. Lineage: Eukaryota; Metazoa; Chordata; Actinopteri; Cypriniformes; Cyprinidae.